Molecule: messenger RNA, 1464 nt
Organism: Moesziomyces antarcticus
Lineage: Eukaryota; Fungi; Basidiomycota; Ustilaginomycetes; Ustilaginales; Ustilaginaceae
Product: AAA family ATPase Rvb1
Exons: 3
Coding region: 1-1464 (487 amino acids)
Biological process (GO): regulation of transcription by RNA polymerase II; box C/D snoRNP assembly; chromatin remodeling
Cellular component (GO): NuA4 histone acetyltransferase complex; Swr1 complex; R2TP complex
Molecular function (GO): DNA helicase activity; ATP binding; ATP hydrolysis activity
Source: RefSeq, a predicted model, not a curated record
AUGUCGUCCGCAAAUGCGCCUACCAGCGCUGCCCCUGGCGCUGGACCAGUCACCAUGGAUGGAUCCGCCUCCGGCGCUCUUCGCGAAGCGCGCAUCGCGACGCACUCGCAUAUCAAAGGACUUGGUCUGAGCGACGAUGGCACUGCGCUCCCCUCGGCGCAAGGAUUUGUCGGCCAGAAGAUGGCCCGUGAGGCUUGCGGUCUCGUGCUCGACCUCAUUCGCAUGAAAAAGUUCGCGGGCAAGGCGCUCCUCCUCGCCGGAGGUCCUGGUACGGGCAAGACUGCUCUCGCUCUGGCGGUGUCGCAGGAACUCGGUCAAAAGGUGCCCUUCUGCCCAAUGGUCGGCUCGGAAGUCUACAGCUCCGAGGUCAAGAAGACCGAGGUAUUGAUGGAGAACUUCCGAAGGGCCAUCGGGUUGCGCGUGCGCGAGACCAAAGAGGUCUACGAAGGCGAGAUCACCGAGCUGACGCCGACGGAAGCAGAGAACCCGCUCUCGGGCUAUGGCAAGACCAUCGCCCACGUUGUGAUCGCACUCAAGACCGUCAAGGGCACCAAGCAGCUCCGACUCGACCCCAGCAUCUACGAGAGCAUCAUGAAGGAGCGCAUCAGCGUCGGCGACGUCAUCUACAUCGAGGCCAACACCGGUGCCGUCAAGCGAGUUGGCCGAAGCGAUGCAUACGCCACCGAAUUCGACCUGGAGGCGGAAGAGUACGUGCCGCUGCCCAAGGGAGAGGUCCACAAGCGCAAGGAAGUGGUUCAGGACGUCACCCUUCACGACCUCGACAUGGCCAACGCAAAGCCCCAGGGAGGACAGGACAUCAUGAGCGUCGUCGGCCAGCUCGUCAAGGGUCGAAGGACAGAGGUGACCGACAAGCUGCGUGGCGAGAUCAACAGGGUCGUGGACAAGUACAUCGAGCAGGGCAUCGCCGAACUGGUGCCCGGUGUCUUGUUCAUCGACGAGGUGCACAUGCUCGACAUGGAGUGCUUCACCUACCUCAACCGAGCGCUCGAGUCGACCAUCAGCCCACACGUGAUCUUGGCCACCAACCGCGGUCAGUGCAUGGUGCGCGGUACCGAGUACGAGGGUCCUGCCUCGGGCACUGGCAUUGUGGCUCCGCACGGCAUUCCCCUCGACUUGCUCGACCGAUGCAUGAUCGUGCGCACCAUGCCGUACGAGAAGGACGAGAUCCGAGAGGUGCUGCGAUUGCGUACCAAGGUGGAAGGCCACUUGAUCGCCGAGGAUGCGCUCGAGAAACUCACGGAAGAGGGCGUACGAAGCUCGCUCAGGUUUGCGCUCCAACUUCUGAGCCCGUCUUCGAUCCUCGCCAAGACCGCAGGUCGAUCCGAGAUCACCACCAAAGAUGUGGCGGAAGCCAACGAGCUCUUUAUGGACGCGCGACGAUCCGCAAAGGUGCUCACGGCGACCAGCGAGACUGCCGAGGCGGUGCCGAUGGAGACGUCUUGA